This is a messenger RNA of Trifolium pratense (red clover), 1238 nucleotides long. Its product is annotated as peroxidase 10. Gene Ontology annotation, molecular function: heme binding; peroxidase activity. The record is from RefSeq and is a predicted model, not a curated record. The coding region runs from base 83 to 1063 and encodes 326 amino acids. Gene Ontology annotation, biological process: response to oxidative stress; hydrogen peroxide catabolic process. NCBI's taxonomy places the organism in Eukaryota, Viridiplantae, Streptophyta, Magnoliopsida, Fabales, Fabaceae. The transcript has 4 exons.
AACUCAUUGUCUCACACAAUUCUAAUUAACUUUGUCAACACAACAAAUUAACUUUCCCUAAUUGUCAUCAUAGUUUGAACUUAUGGAGUGUGUCACUAAGAAACAUGCUUUUGUUUUUAUGUUUUGUCUUGUGUUUCUUACUCCACUUGUGUACUCUCAACUUUAUUACAAUUUCUAUAAUAGAACUUGUCCAAACUUGAACAAAAUUGUUAAAGAUAAUAUCUUGUCAGCUAUAGCUAAUGACUCAAGGAUUGCUGCUUCUCUCAUUCGCCUUCAUUUCCAUGAUUGUUUUGUUCUUGGAUGUGAUGCAUCUGUGCUAUUGGAUGACACAGACACACUAAAAGGGGAGAAAAAUGCAUUGCCUAAUGCAAAUUCAUUAAGAGGAUUUGAUGUAAUUGACAAAAUCAAAUCUGACUUAGAGAGUGCUUGUCCAUCCACAGUGUCAUGUGCUGAUAUACUUACUCUAGCAGCUAGAGAUGCUGUAUAUCUAAGUAAAGGGCCAUUUUGGUAUGUACCUCUUGGUCGUAGAGAUGGCACAACAGCAAGUGAAAGUGAAGCAAAUAACUUGCCAUCACCCUUUGAACCUUUAGAAAAUCUUACUGCUAAGUUCGUUUCCAAAGGUCUUGAAAAGAAGGAUGUAGCGGUUCUCUCAGGUGCACACACAUUUGGUUUUGCUCAUUGCUUUACAUUCAAGAACAGGCUCUUUGAUUUUGGUGGCUCUGGCAAAUCUGAUCCAUCACUUGAUUCAUCCCUUCUACAAAAUUUACAGAAAACAUGUCCAAAUCAAGCCGAUUCCGACACCAAUUUGGCUCCAUUGGAUCCUGUCACUACAAACACAUUUGAUAACACAUAUUACAAAAAUGUUUUGAGCAACACUGGACUGCUUCAAUCAGACCAAGCUCUUUUGGGUGACAAUAUAACUGCUUCAUUGGUUACCAAUUAUAGCAAAUGGCCUAUUCUGUUUUUCAGAGAUUUUGCAGUUUCUGUUGAGAAAAUGGGCCGCAUCGGUGUUCUUACAGGACAACAGGGUCAAAUAAGGAAAAAUUGUAGGGUUGUUAACUAAUAUAUUAUAUGAUAUGUAUUUAUAUUUUUCUCUUGCUUUGAUUUUAAAAAGUUUAGUACUAUAGUUGUAUGAAACUGUGUCUGUCUCAAAUAAUGAUAUAAAUGUGUUAUUGUAUAUUAGGGGGUCUGUUUGUAUUUUGAGAAAUUUAUGUGUAAAAUCAUAUCUUGUCCAUCAA